AUGGCUGAUGUCCAAGCCAUGUUCCAUCAGGUCAAAGUCACUCAUGAAGAGCGAGAUGUCUUGAGAUAUUCGUGGUGGUCUGAUGGUGACAGCUCUCGACAGCCGAGUGUGUAUAGGAUGACUGUACACUCCUUCGGCGGUACAUGGAGUCCAAGCUGUUGCACCUUCGCUCUGCAACGUACCGCUGAGGAUAAUCGAGCGGACUUCCAACCCGACGCAGUCGACACAGUCAUGCAGCUGAAGCAAGAAGCCAGUGAUUGGCCGAGCUGGUGUCAGAGCGACGAACAAAAGCACCAGUACAUUCAGCAAUAUUUGGACAAAGAAGGAAUUCAUCUAGAGUGGGACAAGAUCAAGAAAAACCCGGGACUGAGGGCCAUUGCCAAACUCAUGCUUAACAGUUUCUGGGGCAAGUUUGGUCAGAGGCCCAACAUGAGCAAGACUACGUACGUGAAGGACCCUACCGAAUACUUGGACAUGAUGACACGCGAUGGUCUUGAGAUACAGGGCGUGAACUUUGUCAAUGACGAGAUGGUGGAGGUCCAGUGGCAAAACACAGGAGAGUUCGUGGAGUCAUCAGGAAGGACCAAUGUGAUAUUGGCCGCAUACACGACCUGCCAGGCUCGUCUUAAACUGUACGAAGUGUUGGAGAAACUCGACCAGCGAGUAUUGUAUUAUGACACCGACAGUGUAAUAUACGUCAGUCGUGAUGGUGAAUGGGAGCCCGAAACUGGUGACUUUCUUGGGGAACUAACGAACGAAUUAGAAUCGGACAAUCACAUUGUUUCAUUUGUAUCGGGUGGGCCCAAAAAUUAUGCUUACAAAUUAGCCCGGCCAGACAAGGGCGGUUACCUGACUCACUGUAAGGUGCGAGGUAUUACCUUGAAUUAUAGGAACCAGUUCCUUGUUAAUUUUGACACCGUGUCCCAAAUGGUACGCAAUGAGGGUCCAAAGAGAGUACAGGUGACAGAUCCGUACAAAAUAUCGCGAAACAAGAAAACCAUAAACAUUGAAACCAAAGAAGCGAAGAAACAUUACCAGGUUGUUUACACUAAACGUGUACCCUUGGAGAAUUACGACACCAUACCUUACGGAUAUUAAUAAACUGUUCACAUUGUAUGUCAUGAAAUACCCCAAUGGGGUUCAGUUCUGAAUCGAAAAGUCGACUUAAAUGCGAACGAUUUAAUAAUUUCUCAGCCAAAAUAAAACCAGACGGAUUUUUCUAUAAUUAUUCGUUGAUACACUUUGUUUAUUCUGUAGACUUUCACAUAAUUGUUUCAUAUGUAGGCUAGAAAAUAACGUGUGAAUUGGCAGAGUACAU
Molecule: messenger RNA, 1318 nt
Organism: Patiria miniata (bat star)
Lineage: Eukaryota; Metazoa; Echinodermata; Asteroidea; Valvatida; Asterinidae
Exons: 3
Coding region: 1-1098 (365 amino acids)
Biological process (GO): DNA replication
Molecular function (GO): DNA binding; DNA-directed DNA polymerase activity; nucleotide binding
Source: RefSeq, a predicted model, not a curated record